UCCGACGGGGGCUCGCAAUGGCGUGACUUGACGAGGGGAUCCAGACUCGGAGAGCAGCACGAAGCCAAGGUGAAGGGAUCACGGCAAGCUCGAGACCGGUUGUGAGGGAGACUGAGACGGGUGGCGGGAGCGACAUUAUGCGAUGGCACCAGUCGAGGCUAAGGUUAAGCUUAAUCCAGUAAAUUGGUGCCUGAAUUGCGGGCCAGCAGCUCGAGGCCAACCAAGCUUUGGCUAGGGGCGUUCAUUUUGGGGAGUGGGGACGAGACGAGCAUGAAGAUGCUGGACCCCUUGAGACAAUUGGUGUUGAGGUCUGGAGCGAAGGCGCACAGACGAGGCAGGAGGCGCUUCAGGCUGGCCCGUGACUCGGCUGGUCGACGAAUGGGCGCGCAGGAUCCGGCUCAACUGCCGAGCCGCCCGCACAGGCUCGGUUUCACCAGGGCUUGCUCCCGCCUUGAGCCUCGUCGCAGCACUCCCAAUUCACUCUCUGGCUUUUCUACCACACGCGAACCCCUCGUGACCGGAGAUAUUCGCAGACAGUCCGCAUCGCAGCCCUCAAGAACUCGCGCCCGUGGCCGUGUCUUGUGUCUUGCGUCUGUCACGCCGCUCGAGGCCGGCGUGUCGCCCACUGCUGGCGUACACAGUACCUCUUACAGCGACCCACACGAGACUGUCGCAGCCGGAGGCCCAAGCGGAGGCCCAAAGGGAUCGUCCAGCACGUCACCCGUCGUCGCACCGCCCAGGCCCAAUGGCGGUGCGCGGAGAGACGUUUUUCCGGUCCGCCGAAGUUACGGUGAGCAGGUGACGCGCGACAUGGUGUUGUGCUCGCAGUCCUUCGCGACCCAGGGGCAAAUGAGCGUCGCGACCCUUCGUCCUCUAUCAUCCCGUCCCAAUGGGGGCGCAGGCCUUGAAGUAGGUCCCUCCUGCGCUUCCUUGCGCACAGCCGGUGUCCUGGCGCACAGCCGGUGUCCUGCAGCACAGCGACAGCGGCGCCGCGAAUGAGGGCCCCGCCGGACGACGCCUGGUCUUUUCGGGACGGCUCGCGCGCUGGAUAUAAGAUCGCCGCGAUGAUCUGGCACCACUGGAGCGC
This is a messenger RNA of Trematosphaeria pertusa, 1087 nucleotides long. RefSeq lists its product as uncharacterized. Bases 271 to 999 code for a protein of 242 amino acids. The record is from RefSeq and is a predicted model, not a curated record. Lineage: Eukaryota; Fungi; Ascomycota; Dothideomycetes; Pleosporales; Trematosphaeriaceae. The transcript has a single exon.